AUGGACCCAUCGGAUGACACCUCUGAGGGAGACGCCGAGAUGUACGCCUCGCUUCGGAAGCGGCUGGAGGAGCUGGAGAAGCAAGUGGGGACGAGUGCGCCGGCUCCGCAGGAACAAGUUCAAGAGCCGGCUGUCGCAGCAAACAACAAGGGGGCGAGAGAGAGGGAGUGGUUCACGAUACCGAAAGAGUCGCCAGAGGACAAGAGGCGAUCCCGCGCCCUGCUCACCAUCCAGAGCGUCGGCGUCAUCUCCGCCGCGCUGUCCUUCGGGACGCUGGCCCUGUACUGGCUAGCGGGUGCCGCAUUCGUCCACCUCGGUCCACGCGAGUAUCCCGGGUCGAUGUCGUCGCGAGGAGGCGCCAGCACGGCGCCGGGCAUCGAAAGAAUAGCUGCGGGGGAAGAUGGGAACGGGGGGGCUCAGCAGGCGCCGCAAACGAAGCGUCGUGCGAUGGGGGGAAGUUCGACGAGGGAGGCGUUUCAGUUCGAAGGGUUUCCGGACGUCGGCGGCAGCGGCGGCGGCAGCGGCGGCGUCGGGAAGGGCGUGGUCCCACCGGACUUCUGAUGGUGGCGGCGAGGGUGUUGCUCCUGCUGGUGUACGUUACGCAGAGUGGCCCGUGUAGUUAACAACGAACAGAACAGCAACAGAAGACUUCGGGUUCGUUAGCUUCUGCUGCUGCUCGUGAUGAUGACGAUGGUGGUGAUGAUGCGGCGGAUGAUGCUGGAGACCGUUCGUUCUGUUCCUUGGGAUGUAGAAGAACGUCAGUGAACGAGAAGUCUCGGGCGGUAUGGAUAUGUAUGGAUGUGGCCGGUGCGCAAAACCAGCCCAUGGAACGGAAUCCGUUGCUUGAGGGGACCUUCUCGGCUUUCGUCUUAUUUUUGUUUUCAAAUGGUGUCAUCAUCCCACGUUGAAUGUAUUUAGGCUUGCACAUAUGCAGUACCACCUGUGUUUUUGGUCCAGUUCGGGUGAGCACCAGGUGGAAUGUUUGGGAGGGUGGGGGGCACAGUGUGAUGUGGGAUUUGGUCUCGUAGAUGAACGCCAAGUGCACUGGAAGGUCACGGCCAUGCUUCCUUCUUGCUAUCCAUGGUUAUUUUGCUUACUCCUACAUUGAUCCACGAAAGAGAUAUUUCCUAAGAGUUUGGCUCAGAACGAAUGAGGAAAAUGGGGCUACGCACUUGCCCCGGAUUACUCUCGCUGCUGCUGUUGUGUAUUUCGCGUCGAUUUUCGUGGAGAGUUUUCGAUCGUGGCCUACUGCUUUGCGGCGUGGGGCCGGAGAGGCGGACGGCCGCCUCAUCGGCGACGUCGUCCCUUGGGAGUGGAGGGAGAUUGGCAACCUCGAGCAGAGAUGAGGCAAUGGAGCGCUGAGC
Ectocarpus siliculosus is the source of this 1364-nucleotide messenger RNA. The record is from the annotation of a GenBank genome assembly. NCBI's taxonomy places the organism in Eukaryota, Phaeophyceae, Ectocarpales, Ectocarpaceae.